GCAGCUGCGGGCAGAGGACGGGCCCGGCGGCCGCGAGCGGGAGCAGCGGGAGGAUCCGGAGCAUCCGGAGCAUCCGGGCCUCGGCCGGCCUGUGGGAGCUUCUAAGGGGUCUGGGCUGGUGGACCAAGGAUAAGGUGGAAAAGGGAGACAAGAACAGAAUUACCCACACCUUUUCAGCACAGGGCAUCAGGCCAAGGGAGCAGCAAGUAAGUGGGCCCGGGAGAGAACCAGCUUUACCGGAUUAUCCGAAGCAGCUGGCGAUCUUUAAUAGAGCAUCACUGGGGAAAAGAGACUUUAUCUAGAGGAAAUAUUAUUGUAGAGCAUAAUCUGUAACCAUGACCACAGAAGUAGGCUCAGACACUGAAGUAAAGAAGGAAUCUGAACAGGUGGAUUCAGAUUCAACCAAGGAAAAGCCCGAAGAAGCCUCAGAAAGAGAGCAGAAUCAGUCAUCCGAACAGGAAGAUGAGGAAGAAACUGGCUCUUCCUCUCCCACUGCGGCAGCUAGUCCAAAGAGCCCAAGGAGCCAGAAGAAGAAGGAGCCUUCGGAGAGCAGGGGCUUCUCUCGCUUCCUACCUCCAUGGCUUAAGAAGCAAAAGUCUUAUAACCUAGUGGAGGCUAAAAAUGGAGGAGAGAAACAAACCCCAGAGCAAGCAGGGGAGGAAGAGCAGAAGCAAGGUGACCGAGAGGAUGUGUUACCAGAGGAGGAGCGUCCGGCCAAAGGGGACUCUGAAGAGACAGCUGACAGGAAACAGCAGGACGCUAAAGUUGAAGACAAAGAUGAGAAACGUUCAGUGAGCAGUGCUGAGACCCAGCCUGCUAAAGAAGACAGUAAGGAGAUAGAAGUGGAAAAGGUAGAAGAAAUACAGGAAGACAGAACAGAGGAAGAAGAGGUAAAAAGAGAAACCAAGGAAGUUCAGACGACCGAUCUCAAAGCGGAGAAGGUGUCUCAGAAGGCUGCCAAGAAGAUAAAAACUGUGCAGUGUAAAGUGAUGCUCCUAGAUGGCACAGAAUACAGCUGUGCCCUAGAGAAACGGGCAAAGGGUCAAGUGCUUUUUGACAAAGUCUGUGAGCAGCUCAAUCUAUUGGAGAAGGACUACUUUGGGCUUCUGUUUCAAGAGAACACAGAACAAAAGAACUGGCUGGAUCCCUCAAAAGAAAUCAAGAGGCAAAUGAGAAAUCUUCCCUGGCUAUUCACUUUUAAUGUGAAGUUUUAUCCUCCUGACCCUUCCCAGUUGACUGAAGACAUCACCAGAUACUUUCUGUGUCUUCAGCUUCGUCAGGAUAUUGCUUCUGGGCGCCUGCCGUGUUCUUUCGUGACUCACGCCCUCCUCGGCUCAUACACUCUGCAGGCCGAGCUGGGGGACUAUGACCCAGAGGAGCACAGCAGUGAUUACAUCAGUGAAUUCCAGUUUGCUCCUGGCCAGACAAAGGAGAUGGAAGAAAAAGUAGUGGAACUGCACAAAACACACAGGGGUUUGACUCCUGCACAAGCUGAUACUCAGUUCUUGGAAAAUGCAAAGAGACUCUCCAUGUAUGGAGUAGAUCUACAUCAUGCUAAGGAUUCAGAAGCUGUGGACAUUAAGCUGGGUGUAUGUGCUAAUGGAUUGCUUAUUUAUAAAGAUAGACUCAGAAUCAAUCGUUUUGCCUGGCCUAAAAUCUUAAAAAUCUCUUAUAAACGCAGUAACUUCUACAUUAAAGUCAGACCAGCAGAGCUGGAACAGUUUGAGAGCACCAUUGGGUUCAAACUGCCAAACCAUCGAGCUGCUAAAAGGUUGUGGAAAGUGUGUGUGGAGCAUCAUACCUUCUACAGACUUGUGUCUCCUGAGCAGCCACCAAAGGCCAAGUUCCUGACUUUGGGAUCCAAGUUUCGCUACAGUGGCCGCACACAAGCGCAAACCCGGCAGGCCAGCACCCUCAUAGACCGGCCAGCCCCGUAUUUUGAACGCACUUCCAGUAAACGGAUCUCUAGGAGUCUGGAUGGAGCGCCUGUUGGUGUCAUGGAUCAAAGCCUGCUACGGGAUUUCUCUGGCCCCACUGGUGAGAUUUCUGUUUAUGGCCCUGGAGCUGCCAGUCAUGUCACACUGCAAGAUGGAGAAGCCAGAAGAGAGGUCAGAACCCCAACAAAAAUGCCACAUUUACAGCUCCCCACUGAAGGAAAGGUGAAGACCCAACUGGCUUACUGUGGGGCUGAAUCAAAGCAGGCAGAGACUGAAGAAGAGGAAACCCAACCAAAGGACCUGGAUAAGGCCCAGGACGACAUACUGAAACAUCAGGCUAGCAUUAGUGAACUCAAGCGCAAUUUUAUGGAAUCCACACCUGAGCCUCGCCCUAAUGAGUGGGAAAAGCGGCGUAUCACACCUCUGUCCCUACAGUCACAAGGGAGAAAAGGAGAUCGCAUUUUCAAAGAUGAGAAGGCACAGACUCUACCACCCCGGACUACUGAAGAAAAGCAUGAGGAAACAGACAAGAGUCUAGAAGAGGAGAUAACCUCAAUUUUAUUUAGUAAAGAGGGCUUUUCUGCUAGUGCGAAAACCACCUUCAUUCCAGCUACCCCUCGGACAGCAGAGGGCACUGUUGUGAAAAACAAUGUCUCCUCUGAAGUGCUUUCCGCCUCCACCUUCUCACAGUUAUCAGAGAAACCUGCUUCCAGAGCAGAAGGGCCUUACACUGGAACCACCGACACUGUUAAGAGUUCACAUGAAACUCUGAUUGUAGUGGAGGAGAAGCAGCAGUUAGAGGUUGGGCAAGAGCAAAGAGGAAUCACAGAAGAGAUGAAUGGUGAGGGGAAAAUUCCACCCAGCAAGGAGCCCAAGGAGGCUCGUCAGGGGGAGCCCCUGAUUCAGAAGGACUCCACGUCACUGUCAUCCGAAAGCAGCAGCAGCAGUAGUGAGAGUGAGGAAGAAGAUGUGGGAGAAUACCGGCCCCAUCCUCGAGUGACAGAGGGCACCAUCAGGGAAGAACAGGAGGAAAAUGAAGAAGACUUCAAGGAGAAGGAAGAUCAGACCGCAAAGGUAGUACAGAGUCUGGAAGCUGUGCGGGAAGUCAACUCGGUAAAUCAAACAGUUGUCCAUACGGUCCCCACAGAAACAGUGACCCAGGAAAACCUAGUUUCCCCAGUCAUCCCCGGAGAGAUGCGGUUAACAGAUGGGGUUAAGCAAGACACGAGAGAAGACACAGAGGAAGAGCAGCAUAAAGUAAACGGAGAUGUGUCUCAUGUGGAUAUUGAUGUUGUGCCACAAAUUAUUUGUUGUUCAGAGCCACCAGUGGUCAAAACAGAGAUGGUAACUAUCUCUGAUGCCUCACAAAGGACAGAAAUCUCCACCAAGGAAGUCCCAAUUGUCCAAACAGAGACCAAAACCAUCACCUACGAGUCUCCCCAGAUUGAUGGUGGUUCUGGGGGUGAUUCGGGUGUGUUGUUGACUGCACAGACCAUCACAUCUGAAUCCAUUUCUACGACUACAACCACACACAUCACCAAGACAGUUAAAGGUGGAGUGUCAGAAACAAGAAUAGAGAAACGCAUCGUUAUCACCGGAGAUACUGACAUUGACCAUGACCAGGCAUUGGCCCAGGCAAUUAAAGAAGCCAAAGAGCAGCACCCUGACAUGUCGGUCACAAGAGUGGUGGUGCACAAAGAGACAGAAGUGACAGAAGAAGGAGAGGAGUAAAAUCAAGAAGCGGUCUAUAAACAAACACACAGCUUCAAGGACAUGAAGAAUUUGGACCAUUUCAAGUUAUGAUGUCACACCACUACUUUCAGUGAAUUUCAUACCACGACUGGUAACACUGACCAGACCCUGAAGAUUAAAAUGCCAACACCAAACGUUACCUUAUUCUCUGGUCUAUACUGUUCCUUUGCAUCUUACCUUUUAUUUCUUUUUGUAUAACCACUUUUUAACAUUCUUUAAUUUUUUUUUGGAGGUUUAGGGUUUGCUUUGGACUUUGUAUACUUUAUGUCUGAUUUUUGAUGAAAUGACAGUGAACAGAGCCAGUGUCUGCAAAUAAGGUGCUGUUCACUUGAACAGGUGCUGUUGUUCAGAAAAGAAAAUAUUUCACUAAUUUAGAUACCAUUUUCAGAAACUUUCUGACAUUUUACUGGAAUACUUUUUGGGUUUUUUUCAGACUGAGGAAAAUAAUACUGUAUUAGAUAAUACCAAGGGUAGGGUUUUUUUUUUUUAAAGUUUCCUACAUUUUGCAAAAUUUUGGGUGUUUGAGAAUUUCACUUUGGGUGCAUUUUGUACUGACCCCUUUUUUAACUCUUUCUCAUUUAAAGUUUUUUACUUUCAGGAAAAAGAAAAGCUUAUUCUUCAGAUUAGAGAGAGUUAUGAAGGAGUUCACUGACUGAGUACUGUGUUUCAAGACCUAUUUGCACUGCUGUGCUAAUGUUCAACCAUUUCUCAGACAUGGAGGCUCCUGAAACAUUCCAGAGAAGGGAGGGAAAGAGAGGAGGGAAGACAUAUUUCUUCCUGUUCAACAAAAGAUUUGGACAGCGUAAAACCGUAGUGCUGCUUUCUUAACAUGUCCAAAUUCUAGCCCUUUCCAUUAUUCAGAUACUCAUGUAGAAUGCUCGCUUUUGAUUAAACCUCCCUGUCUACACGUUAGUGCUGACUCUCUGUUACUGAGCUGAUAGUUUAUCACAGGUUUGGGAGACCUCUGAGGGAAAGGAAUGAGUGUUGUGGUGGGUUUGAUGUCAGGAAUAAGAAGGUACACCAUUUGGAAUACUGUCACCAGAACGACCUGUACAGGGACUUAACUGUCAAUUUUUUUUUCUGUUGAUGCUGUGUAUAGUUAAGAUGCCAAAUUAGAUUUAUAGCAGCUUCAAGUUGUAUUAAGUGAUAUGUUGCUUUCUGUAAUACAGUUAUAAAAUAAAAGUUUGUUUAUUCUCUAAA
Messenger RNA from Ornithorhynchus anatinus (platypus), 4889 nucleotides. RefSeq names its product erythrocyte membrane protein band 4.1 like 2 (gene EPB41L2). NCBI's taxonomy places the organism in Eukaryota, Metazoa, Chordata, Mammalia, Monotremata, Ornithorhynchidae. The record is from RefSeq and is a predicted model, not a curated record. Bases 336 to 3668 code for a protein of 1110 amino acids. Gene Ontology annotation, biological process: cortical actin cytoskeleton organization. Gene Ontology annotation, molecular function: structural molecule activity; actin binding. The transcript has 26 exons. Gene Ontology annotation, cellular component: plasma membrane; cytoskeleton.